Messenger RNA from Musa acuminata AAA Group (dessert banana), 1713 nucleotides. Its product is annotated as serine/threonine-protein kinase RIPK. Gene Ontology annotation, biological process: protein phosphorylation. Gene Ontology annotation, molecular function: ATP binding; protein kinase activity. The coding region runs from base 235 to 1554 and encodes 439 amino acids. The record is from RefSeq and is a predicted model, not a curated record. NCBI's taxonomy places the organism in Eukaryota, Viridiplantae, Streptophyta, Magnoliopsida, Zingiberales, Musaceae. The transcript has 5 exons.
AUUUCUGCUCUGAGAAUAGUUCCUGUAUAGACUACGCGGAUUGUUGCUAAGUUGUGUGUCUGACCUCCUCCCUCUUUCGUCUCAGUGUCUCUCACCGAACCCUCCUCCACCAGAGGCGUCUUCAGAUGUCUAUAUAACUCCGUCAGGAUGACUUGUUUCUUCUAACCACCAGAAGAAUUUAUUCAUGCGGUUUGAGUAGAUAUCGUUGCGGUCACACUCGGCUACCUUACAACGAUGUCUAGGCAUUCAUGGCGGUCCUUCAUAACAAGCUGCUGGAGAAGCACCAAAGAGGGCUCCGUGACAGAAACCAAGAAGCCUCGGCCGAUUCCCAAGUCCCCCCAGAGGCUGUCCUAUUAUGAUAUCAGCAACUCCGGCACUCCGCUCUCCCCCGAGGACCUGUCUCUGAGUCUUCCAGGAUCAAAUCUCCAUGUGUUCACGCUUGCGGAGCUGAAGGCCGUGACGAGGAACUUCUCCACGACUAAUUUCAUCGGGUCAGGCGGCUUCGGUCCCGUCUUCAAGGGGUACGUCGACGACAAGCUGCGGCCGGGGCUGAAGGCGCAGCAUGUGGCGGUGAAGUCCCUGGACUUGGAGGGGCUGCAAGGCCACCGGGAAUGGCUGGCUGAGGUUAUAUUUCUUGGACAAUUGCGGCAUCCUCAUCUGGCGAAACUGAUCGGCUACUGCUGUGAGGAUGAGCACCGGAUGCUGGUUUACGAGUACAUGGCUCGAGGAAGCCUGGAGAACCACCUCUUCAAGAGGUUGCUUGCUUCGUUGCCAUGGUCUACGAGGAUAAAGAUAGCAGUGGGAGCUGCCAAGGGGCUUGCGUUUCUUCACGAAGCAGAGAAGCCCGUGAUCUACCGCGACUUCAAAGCCUCAAACAUAUUACUAGACUCGGACUACACGGCGAAGCUUUCGGACUUCGGGCUGGCAAAGGACGGACCCCAAGGAGAGGAAACGCACGUCACAACCCGUGUCAUGGGAACACGUGGCUACGCCGCGCCGGAGUACUUGUUGACUGGCCACCUGACGGCGAAGAGCGACGUCUACAGCUUCGGAGUGGUACUGUUAGAGCUGCUCAGUGGGCGGCGGUCCGUCGACAAGAACCGGUCAAACCGGGAGAAGAACCUCGUCGAAUGGGCGAGGCCUCAACUGAACAAUCCACAGAAGCUGAGCCGCGUCAUGGAUCGCAACCUCGAAGGCCAGUACUCCACCAAAGGUGCGCAGAAGGCAGCGGCAGUGGCUUACAAGUGCCUCAACCUCAACCCCAAAAAGAGGCCUGACAUGAGAGCCGUCGUGGAAACCUUGGAGCCUCUGCUGGAGAUGAAUGACGUACCCAUCGGCCCCUUCGUGUACACAGCGCCAGCAGAGACAGAAAAUGAUGGCAGGAAGGAGAUGGACGUGAAGACUGCAGCAAAGGUGAACGGACUCAAGCAACGGGUCCCCAACUCAGCGGUCCGUUCUGAGGCCACCAUUCACAUGGAUAGCAAGGGUUUGUACAGGAACUCUCCAAGGCACCACCAGAGCUCGAGGAGACAGAACAGGGAACAUGGAGUGUGACUCUUUAUGUUAUGUAUAGAGAACAGAUUGAUGAUGCAUUGUAUUGGUUUCCUCUUUACAUGUUCAGAUAAUAGUGAAUGUUUGGAAGAAGUUUUGGCAAAGAUUGUGCAGUUUAAUGCCGCAAAUUAAUGGAAUAUGGCUGAAAGGAAGGUUAUUGGA